Messenger RNA from Mustela erminea (ermine), 1960 nucleotides. It is a transcript of the gene NME5, whose product is annotated as NME/NM23 family member 5. Gene Ontology annotation, molecular function: nucleoside diphosphate kinase activity. Gene Ontology annotation, biological process: negative regulation of oxidative stress-induced intrinsic apoptotic signaling pathway; GTP biosynthetic process; UTP biosynthetic process. The transcript is spliced from 6 exons. NCBI's taxonomy places the organism in Eukaryota, Metazoa, Chordata, Mammalia, Carnivora, Mustelidae. The record is from RefSeq and is a predicted model, not a curated record. Bases 389 to 1024 code for a protein of 211 amino acids.
UGACGUGGUUUCUUAUAUAUGCUAUCUGAAACGGGAUGGUGGGGGAUGAAGGGAAAGUGUCUACAAUUUGUCUCAUUAUUUAUAAAGAUAUAAUUUAAGCGUCCUUUAAAUGGCUAGGAGGGUAAAAUAAGAUGAGGAAAAUGUUGGAAAAUGUCUAGUACUCGAAGAUUGGCAGGGGGAAUAAAGACAGGUGUAGGCUUGCUCCUUCCCUUGAUUAAAAAGAACCACCCAGAGUCUGUUACGCACUGUGCUGGGAUUGGCCCUCUGCAGCCGCCGUCCCUGAACUGUGCUUUUGGUCUCCUAGCAACAAGCGGCGGUAGCCGAGCAGCAGUUGGCUUGGGGUUGAUACCGGUGGAGAAUCUACUAAAUUGUACCCUGAAAAGACAGAAUGGAGAUGUCAAUGCCCCCACCUCAGAUAUAUGUAGAAAAAACUCUGGCUAUUAUCAAACCGGAUAUUGUGGACAAAGAGGAGGAGAUACAAGAUAUCAUUCUCAGAUCUGGAUUCACCAUUGUUCAGAGAAGAAAACUGCAUCUCAGCCCUGAGCACUGUAGUAACUUUUAUGUGGAACAGUAUGGGAAGAUGUUUUUCCCCAAUUUAACAGCUUACAUGAGUUCUGGACCACUUGUUGUCAUGAUAUUAGCUAGACAUAAAGCCAUCUCUUACUGGAAAGAACUUUUGGGACCAAGUAAUACCUUAGUAGCUAAAGAGACUCACCCAGACAGUCUAAGGGCAAUUUAUGGCACAGAUGACCUAAGGAAUGCACUUCAUGGGAGCAAUGAUUUUGCUGCAGCAGAAAGAGAAAUUCGAUUCAUGUUUCCUGAAGUGAUUAUUGAACCCAUUCCAGUUGGACAAGCUGCUAAGGAUUAUUUAAAUUUAUAUGUAACACCAACUCUGCUUGAAGGACUCACAGCACUUUGUAAGGAGAAACCAGCAGAUCCUUUUAAUUGGCUAGCUGAUUGGCUACUGAAAAAUAAUCCCAACAAGCCCAAGCUGUGUCACAAUCUGUCUGCAGAAGAACCUUGAAGUUCCUCAAAGAACAAAUCCUUAUCUUACUGUGAAAGACAUGCUUCUACUUUAAAACAAACCUUCCUAAGGGGUUUAAGUAACUAUGUGCGAAAUGAGUUGUUUUUAGAGAUGUUUUAAACAAAUGACUGUGUUUUAUGCAUAAGAUAGCAUUACCUAAGGUAAAAUAUAGCUUUAGGGUAUAAUUUUUGUUCUCUAAUAAGAAAAUUGAUUUUAUUUAGAAGUAUUUAAAAUGUUAAUGAAACAAAUUUUUUUUUGUGUGAUCAUAAAUGGGCAUCCAGUUAGGAGAACGGUUAAUUUAUAUAAGACACAUUAGAAACAACUGAAGAUGAAAUGACUAUGUGCCAAGAAAAACCUGCUUUCAAUUCCUGGGCCUCUUGACACACAGGCAAAGGUAGUGGCCACUGAAAUGCCACUAGGACAGGGUAGCUGAAGACACAUUUGAUGGUGUGUUUACUAUAUAGAAAAAGACACUACAUUUGAAAAACAAGUCUCACACAGUUCCAUUUCAGUUUUUUUUCUUCAAAAGGAGUGAGUUGUGUAUAGGGAGGUUAAAUAUCUUAGAGAUGAGAAAAAAAUUAGAACCCACUUCUUUAUCAUCAUCAUCUUCAUCUUUAUCAUCCUCCUCUACUUCUCCAUCUUCUCAUCCUCUUUUUCUUGUUUUCAGCUUUGAGGACUUUUUUUUUUUCUUGCCACAUAGACUUAUUUUCGUAUUUUGGUAUUUCAGCAAUUUAUCUAUUUUACCUGUUUUUCCUUGGCUUAGCAGCCUUCUUUUCCUAAGGCUUCUUGUCAUCUACAGCAGUGUUACUCCAUGUCUCUCCCAGUACAUCACCAGUGCAUAAGCCAGGAUGUUCUCUGUGGAUCUGGGGGCAAUAAUCAACAAGAAAAAGAUUCAAGGUAGCCUCUGCGGUACAUCAGGAUUCUUGGACUUUGUUU